AUGUCGUUCUUUUACGAUAUGAAGCAACAUUUCGGCACUACAAACCUGUAUGAAGUGUUGAAUUUGGGUAACCUUAAAGUAGAUGGUGGAAAAUAUAGCCGGGAAGAAAUUAAGAAGGCCUUUUUUCAAUUAUCGCUGAAGUUUCAUCCAGAUCGAUGUCAUGAUAAAAGAUUAAAGUCUGAAGUAACAGCUAAAUUUCAAAUUCUGAGUCGUGCUUACUCUGUACUCAGUGAUCCCAAAAAACGAACGAUUUAUGAUGAAACGGGUAUCGUGGAUGAUGAAGGAAAUGAGUCUGAUGACGGAGACUGGCUUUUGAAAUGGAAAUCAUGUUUUAAAAAGAUGACAAUGGAUGAUAUCGAACAGUACGUAGAGAAUUAUAAAAACUCUAACGAAGAACGUGCUGCAGUCAAAGAAGCCUAUAUUAAGCACGAAGGUGAUAUGGGAAAAAUAUUGAACGAUAUUUUGGGUGUUUCAUACAAAGAUGAAGAUCGUUUGCGUGGUAUCAUAAGAGAAAUGAUUAAAACAGGAGAAUUAAAACCAUUAAAAUUCUUUGUUGCUGAAUCGAAUAAGCGAAAAAUGAAACGAAAAAGAGCAGCAGAACGAGAAGAAAAAGAAGCAAAGAAAUUGUUGGAUGAGAUUACUAAAAAAGAAGGCAAGCUAGAUCUUCAAUCUAUGAUUCGAAACCGGCAGCUCAAAAAUGCAGAAACUUUCGAUGAGUUUUGUGAUUACUUGGUAGAUAAGUAUGCAAAAAAGAAAAAAAACUAA
This is a messenger RNA of Thelazia callipaeda (thelaziosis nematode), 765 nucleotides long. The record is from the annotation of a GenBank genome assembly. NCBI's taxonomy places the organism in Eukaryota, Metazoa, Nematoda, Chromadorea, Rhabditida, Thelaziidae.